UGCAGAAGUGAAAAAUUACUGAAAUGUAUGUCGGCAAUCAGUUCGUCGAAAAAGAAGGUGCUCCGAAAAGACAGAGUGCUUCGGCAAGAAAACUUAGUGCUGCGAAUAGUGAGGACAUUGUCGUUGAGAAGUUUCGAGCAUGCGCUCCCACUUUAUCCUGACGUACAAAAGCAUUUAUUACCUAUGUACCAAUAUCUAUGGAAGAAAGAUCUUUUGGAAAGAUGUGUCGGCGGGCAUACGCAAAAUGCCAAUGAAAGUUUCAAUUCUACCGUUUGGCGUUUAGCACCAAAACACCUGAACUACGGGAUUAAUAUCAUUGAAAUCGCCACUUUUAUAGCUGCUAGCAUUUUCAAUGAAGGAUAUUGUGCCAUUUUAAAAAUGAUGAAUAUAUUGGAAAUAAAAAUUGGACAUGAGUGCAAAUAUUUUCCUGAUAAGUACAAUGCCGCACGGGUACAUCGCCAAGAGCGUCUCAGCCGCAGUAGCAGUAAAGAAGCUCGUUCUGCUCGCAGAGAAGAACAAUUAGAACAACAGCAGUUUCUUGAAGAAGGUUUGCUCUAUGGACCUGUAAUCGCAGAUUAG
Dufourea novaeangliae is the source of this 579-nucleotide messenger RNA. RefSeq lists its product as uncharacterized. Bases 28 to 579 code for a protein of 183 amino acids. The transcript has a single exon. The record is from RefSeq and is a predicted model, not a curated record. Lineage: Eukaryota; Metazoa; Arthropoda; Insecta; Hymenoptera; Halictidae.